Messenger RNA from Vitrella brassicaformis, 657 nucleotides. NCBI's taxonomy places the organism in Eukaryota, Vitrellaceae. The record is from the annotation of a GenBank genome assembly.
CCGCGAGAAGCAUUCAGGAGGGCGAAUUGUUCCCGAGUCGGGUUCUUUGCAAUGGUAUCGUGUGCCUGAGACGAUAGGAUGACAGACUCAAGCAGCGCCGCGGCAGCCCCAGCGCUCAAGCAGGUGGCUGAGGCAGAUGACUUGUUCGACAGUGAGGGCCGCCCGAAGGACCCCGAGCCGAUGGAGAGGCUGGAGCUGAGAACGGUAGGUACCCGCUGCAGAAGAAGAAGAGAGAGGCGCGGAUUUGUGUGAUCGUGGGGCCUCUCUCCUGUGUGUCACGUCGGGCAGGUUGAGCUCUCUGAGGAGCACUGGGGGUAUGUAGAGAAGCAUCCGGAGCUGCGGCAGCUCCUCACUGACUUCCUGGCAUCGGUGCUCCUGCACACACCAGUAACUACUAGGCACACAAGCCAGGCAUCCGACAGACAAGUGGGGCUGGCGGAUGUUGGUUGCUUGUCUCUGUGUCCGAGCCACAGGAGGACGUGUUUGCGUUUGCCCGUGAGUAUUUCUCAGUCUUUGUGCCAAGCGAUGAGCAUGAGCAGCCGCCCCAGGUGGCCGACCAGGGCGAGCAGGAUGAAGAGCCAACUGCGGACGGCACAGAGGGUGCGGCCGUUUCGUCAUGAGCUGCUGCUGAUUGACCGACGCAGGACUUGCUGUGAG